GCUCAGAGGCGUGAGUCGGCGCGACCGGGGCGGCAGAGAGAAAAGGACCCGGAUGCCGGGGCUAUGGAGUUCCCCUUCGACGUGGACGCGCUCUUCGCGGAGCGCAUUACGACGGUGGAUCAACACUUGCGGCCGUCGGGCCGGAGGGGGGCCCACAGGGUGGAUCAUCAGCAGGAGCUCAUGAGGAUCAUAGAUGAGAUGGGCAGGGCCUCUGCCAAGGCCCAGAAUCUGCCAACGCCAAUCACCAGCGCUUCACGGAUGCAAACCAACCGCCAUGUUCUCUACAUUCUGAAGGACAGUGAAGCAAAAACGGCCGGGAAAGGAGUCAUAAUUGGCUUCCUCAAGGUGGGAUACAAGAAACUCUUUGUACUGGACCGCCACGGAGCUCACAAUGAAGUGGAACCACUGUGCGUAUUGGACUUUUAUAUCCAUGAGUCCCUCCAGAGGCAUGGCUAUGGCAAGGAGCUCUUCCAUUACAUGUUGCAGCAAGAGCGAGUGGAGCCUCACAAACUGGCUGUGGAUCGCCCCUCAGAGAAGCUGCUCUGCUUCCUCCGGAAACACUAUAAUCUUUGUGACACUAUUCCCCAGGUGAACAACUUUGUGAUUUUCCAGGGCUUUUUCAGCCACCACCAUGCUCCAAUGAGAAAGUUGCCUGCAAAGCGUCAAGAGGGGGAUAUAAAACCAUAUUCUUCAACAGAUCGAGAGUUCCUGAAGCAAGAAGUUGAACCACCCUGGCCCUUCAACCAGUCUCGCUCAUUGACCCGCUCCAGCAGUCUGGGGAACUCGCCAGUGCGAAGCUGCCUCAAGCCUUUCCUCAACGAGCAGGAGCUGCUGAAGAACUUGCGCCUCUGCCCGCCCCACUCAACUGCCCACCUUCUGAUGAAUGGUGAGCCCGGAGACCCAGCUUCACAGAGGCGGAGAACCAGCUCCCUGAAUCGUGCUGAAAACAGCCAUUGAUCGCCGGUCUCUGCUGUGUCUACCCAGCCGUUGGGCCUCCACUUGUGUCCUUGAGUUCUUUCUAGCAGCGAAAAAUUGGUUUUACAUCCAAUUUCCUCAUCCCUUCCUUUUUAUAAGCUUUAUGGGUAGAACCUGUAAGGAUGUGGGUUUAUUUAUAUUGUGUGUAUGUGUGUGUUUGGUCUUCAAUUUUUUAAUGCCAAGAUUCCGGAACGCCCUUAAGGAAAGGAACCUAGCUGCGUUUUUCAAAGCUGGGCUUUAACAAAAUUCAAAUUAUUUAUUAAGUUGGGCUUCAGCUCCAAAGCGGUGAGAGCUUACAGCUGGGAAAGUAUUGGUGUCCCAAGUAUACACUCUUUGACACUGUGGUCUGCUGCCUGUCGCCAUAUAGACCUGUCAGCCGUCUGUUGUGACCUGCCAAUCAUGGAUCCAAAGAAGACAAUGCAAGUUUACUGUAAAUUAUCACUUAGUUCUGUAAGAUUUCACUUUUGAAAAAACUGGCCACAUAGAUUAAAUGAGUAGUCGUCGGACUGGUGACAAAACGUAACACUGUCAGGACUGGAUGUAUUAUUAGAUGGGAUGAGAUCACCCACCUCAGAUGGCAGAUUUUACUUUACUAUUAAAAACAAGCAAAUUAUUGAAAUGGUUAAUAUAGUCUUACCACCAUGAGGCAGGUACGGUUUUGGAUUUACAGUGUUAGGCGCCACCUGGCCAGCCGCCUGUGAGUUUUAGAUUGGUAAGAGACAGUUUAACUUCAGAGCCUCGUAAAGAGGCAUCAACCUGUGGUGCGGACACAUCCUGCUGUUAUCUCUGAUAAACAGAGUUUGCGUUAUUAUUAUUAUUAUUAUUAUUAUUAUUAUUAUUAUUAUUAUUAUUUCUUGUAGGGCUUCAAAAGCCUGUUUCCUUUUAUGUGGGAUACACUGCUUUUAGCAGAGCCCAAGUCAGAGGAGCUGUUCUGGCAGCCUCAUAUUAUUAAAAUUGGGGCCCGUGAUAUUUCUCCUGCACGUUUGGCUAGUCAGUAGGAAUCCCUUCCACUUUCAUUGUGGAUUUUGACAAAGUGCUCUGAUCCCUGAAAAACGUACGGUAUAGCGUGUUAGUUUUAGUUUUUCCCCCAGUUGUGGCCAGGCUCCCUGUUGCGUUUGGUGUGUUUUGUAUCCAUGUGCUGUGAAUGGCAGAGGCUGAUAUAUGGACAGGCCGGAAGGACGAUUUAACUAUAACAGUGAUAGAUGGGCAGGCUAGGAGCUGCUGUAAACUUACUUGCAAGGCUGAACUAGUGGGCAGGCAUUAGGGGUCUCUAUGAAACCCCUAUAAACUCCCUUUUCUGCCCUCACACACCCCCACGCAUAGUCCCUUACUCUGAAGGAAUGCCCUUUUUUCUCCCUCGCCCUUGCCGUUAUGCACCUCAGCCACUUUCUAGAUACCUGUUACCCUUACCUUGGAGGAAGUGGCUGAGACAUCAAAUUAGGCUACAGUGUGUUCUGUUUUAAGGUAUAUAUAGGAGGAACAAAUCGGGCGGCCUUGUACCGAGCCAGACCAUUGGUCCAUCUGGCCCAGUGCAGUCUAAUUUGACUGGCAGAAAGGAGUUUUUCCUGCUUUCUGAAACCCUUGUCCUGGAGAUGCCAGGUUGGAGGUGGGGAUAUUGCUGGACUCCUAACUCCAUUAUCCCUGAUCGUUGGCCAUAUCUGCUCUAGGGCUUGUGGGUGAUGGGAGCCCGACAACAUCUGGAGGUGCCACAGCUUCCCCACCAUAAGAGCACAAGAAGAGCCUGCUGGAUCAGGCCAAUGGCCCAUCUAGUCCAGCAACCUGUUCUCACAGUGGCCAACCAGAUGGCUGUGGGAAACCCACAUGCAGGACCCGAACACUCAUGUAGUUUCCAGCAAUUGGUAUUCAGAAGGAUUGUGCCUGGGAGCGUCUGUCUGCCUACAAAGCUGGGGCUCUGCUUUUUCAGAGUAGGCCUGGGAAAGUUUCCAUGAUGCAUCCCUCUAAAGCAGAGUUGGGCCCAGCAAAGACCACAGCUAUUCUUGGCGAAAUCCACCUAGUUCUCCUUCAGUAUCUCCUCCUCUCCCCCUGCCACCCCCCAAAUUAACUCCUAAUGGAGUUGCGACUGUAGCCAAAGGUACUUAUUGAGCUUCCAUUUAGUGUAGUUAUGGUGGAAACGUGAGAACCACAAUCGUGUUUCCACGUAACCCAGCUUCCAUAGAACACAACACUGGCAGUGGUUUCACCCUCUUUGCCAAAUUUUAAGAGAGAGGAAGCAAGAAGCUGAUUUGCCUGCCUUGUCCACCUCCCUGCAUUCUCCCAUCUUCCUCCACUUUGUGAUUUGCCAACUGUGUGUUGCCUUCAGACAUUAUUGUGUCUAUAGCAUGUUCUUCCCUGAAUUCCUUUCAGAAUGUCACCCCUGAGGCUGCUGAUGUGUUUGGGAUGUAGCGUAGAAGGACCUGGCUUUGGUGACAAAACCUACAGUGGUUGCCCCUGUCUUCACAAAGCAGGAGAGAGACCCUUACAGGGCUGUAAAAUGGAUACCUCAGCUUGAGAAGCAGAAGCUCUGGCCUUUAUUUUCAGACUUGGGAGUGGAGAUGGACAGGUUUAGAGCAUGAGAAGUGGGGAACUAGAAGUCCCUAGAAUGAGAGUUGGGUCUUGCGUGCCUCAGAGGGGGGGGAUUGGUCUCCAGCAGCAAGAAACUGAAAGGUGUUGGGCAUGCCAGCCAGAGAAUUACUAUGCCAGAGAAGCAAGUGAACAUAUAUUGAGGAUAAAAGUGCCAAGGUAGCCUAAACUCUUGUGCCAGGGAAAGGAGCAACUUGUUUUAGCAACUUGCAAAUGAGGUUGCGUAAAGGUAAAGGGACCCCUGACCAUUAGGUCCAGUCGUGACCGACUCUGGGGUUGCGGCGCUCAUCUCACAUUAUUGGCCAAGGGAGCUGGCGUACAGCUUCCAGGUCAUGUGGCCAGCAUGAGUAAACUGCUUCCGGCGAACCAGAGCAGCACAUGGAAAUGCUGUUUACCUUCCCGCUGUAGCGGUACCUAUUUAUCUACUUGCACUUUGACGUGCUUUCAAACUGCUAGGUUGGCAGGAUUAGCUAUUGUAAUUUAGAUGUUUACUUAACCAGUAGGUGUAGUAAUAAUAUAAGGAGCAAGGGAACUAUAUAGAGCUCAUGUGGUGUGAUGGAUGGGGUGUUGGACUAGAAUGGGGAAGACUUGGAUUCAGAUCCGCACUCAGCCCUGAUGCUUACUGGGUGACCUUACCCCCCCCUUUCCCUCUCUGUGCCUAACCUACCUCACAGGGUUGUUGUGAGGAUAAAAUGGGGGCGGAGAUACAGAUGUCAUAUGUGCUUGCCUGAGCGGUUUGGCGAAAGGGCAGGAUAAAAAUGUGGCCAUGAUUAAAAUUCAGGGGCAAUGAAACUCUGCCUUUUCCCUUCGGACUCUCCUCAGGCUUCUGAGCUUUGAAAUCAUGGCAUUGCCUGAUUUCAAAUCUGUCAUCACACGCAGGCUCACAGAUUUAAUGAAAAUUCAUGAGACUUGGGAUGCUACCAUCAGAGCCCAAUACUAUAUUCCUCAUGUGCGCUGAAAUGGCAGAACUGUAAAGUGCCACACGCAGUCCGGCAUACGGCAUCCUCAUUUAUGCAGUUUGUUUUGUGCUCCUGUGACACCACAUCGAAAGAGAGGAGACUGCAGAGGCCAGAGACGGGUAGGUUGAAGCACUGCCCGCUGAAUGUGCCAAUGGUCGCCACCCUUUGUGGUCCGCCAGUUGUAUCGUGGCAGUGUGGGCUGCCCUCGUAUGUGCAUAGGUUGUGCCAUCAAGUAGCUUGGGCUCGGCUGUAACAGGAGACCACUUUGCUUAACAACGUAGGAACUGCCUUGCUGCAUUGCUCCACCUAAUCUUGCACUUGGUUUCAAACAGCAGCCAGCUAGUUGCUUCCAGGAGGUUUAUAAGAAGAUAAUGCAGGAGAUGGUUUUCCUGCUACUCUUUGUCCUCCGUAACUGGUACUUGGUGUCAUUCUUGCAGUUCUGUUUUAGUUUAGCAUUUCUAAUAGCUUACGAUACUCCUAUCCUCUAUGGCUAAAUCUAAUCUGUUCUCUCUUUUUUUAAAAAAACAACAACCUAGUGGCUAUCUAGUUCUUCGAGUAUUUGGCUUGUGCUGCUUGUGCUGCUUUUAAAUUUGACUCUUAACAACUUAGACCAGGCCCCUGAAUGAUACUGAGCUUCACCAGCGAAUUUGCUAUAAAUGUCAGGGCUGGCCAGUGCUACCACUAGGCAAAGGGAAGCAGCUGCCUCAGGUGGCAAAAGCUGAGAGGUGACGAGUGGCAGGGAAGGGCUGAAGAAUAGAGCUGCAUGUGCCAAGUGGUCUGCUAAUCUCUGCUGUGGAUGCUGUCCCGUCCCAAGUGUUAAGUAAGAUUCAUGUAGAAAAAGGUGGGGGUUACGAUGAGCUUGAGGCAUCAAAUGUAUUGGGGCAGCCUUGAUAAUUUUGCAGUGGUCCAGGGCUUGCUUUUAGCCGGAACUCAGUUCUGGCACCUCUCAGGUGAGCGCCAUUGGCAUUAUAAGAGAACAAGGGAGGUAUUCAUGGUGAGUUCCAGCACCUCUUUUUCUAGAAAAAUAGCAUUGGCUAGGUCUGUCACUGACAGCCUUUAUGGUUUUAAACAGGCAUAGGCAAACUUGGCCCUCCAGGUGUUUUGGAACUACAAUUCCCAUUAUCCCUGACCACUGGUCCUGUUAGCUAGGGAUCAUGGGAGCUGUAGUCCCAAAACAUCUGGAGGGCUGAGUUUGCCUAUGCCUGGUUUUAAAAAGGGGGCCCUCUGAAGUUCAUACACAAUAGGUUAUAUCCAGCUAAGCUCUACACAGAGUAAACUCAUUGAAAUUUAGGAACCUAAAUUAGUCAUGUCUGUUAACUUCAGUAGGUCAACUCUUGAGUAGGACUAGCCUUGGGUACAUCUCAGUAUUGCUCUGUUCUCUAGAUGUUGAGGCCAGAUGGGGGAAUGGCUUUUUUCACCAUGCCUGUUGGAAGCAUUUUUCUCUGGGAGCAUCCAGUUGAACGCUGUGACAGACCUUUGGACAGACCUAGCAUAGCCAGUUCUUGCGUCUUAUAGCACAUCCCCAGAUGCCAUCUUUAAAGCCCACCCUUCUCAACCCAAUAUUGCUAACUGGGGGGGGGAGUGAAGCUGAGUGAGAGAUGAUGUCUGUGGACAAGGCAGAAGUUUGCUUAGCAUCUUAAGCUUUUCUCUAGAAUGAAGCUCAUGGGCCCAAGUAAUGUCCCUUAUUCCUGGACACAAUGGACUUCAAAAGCUGCUCGGAUGUGGGGAACUCCCAACAUUGCCCCCCCCAUCUCUUUAAAUUCAGAUUUGGCUGCUUGAGAAGCACUGCUCUUUGAGGCUUGCCUUUCCCAACCCCUUUCUCUUCUUAUCAAAGCACCUGAGACUCUGAACUGCCUUUGGCUGUUGGUGUCUGGCAUGGAAAAUACAAAACCUUUUGUUUACAUUUCAAUAAAGUUUGAUUUUUUUUUUUAAAGUUUCAAUGCGUGUGGUCUUGUCUUUUUUGUUCCGCAUCUGCUGGCUUCUGGAAUAACUUGCAAAUCCUCUCCUUUCCCUUUCCAGGAAUUGGUGUAAUAUAGUAGGCAAAUAGAGCACUGACACUGAACCCUGGAAACCUUGGUUCAAACCUCUCCUUUGCCUUGUGCAGAUUGCUUGCCCCUCUUGAGUUAACCUACCUUAUACAGGGUUGGGGUAAUGAAUCCAUGUAGGGGCGGAGGGUUGAUAUAAAGUAACGUCGUCCAAGUACAAGGGAAAGUACAUUGCAAUGUUGCUCACUUCUGCCCUCCAGGUACAACCUUCUGCAAUAUAAUUCCUUUUGAAUGGGGGGGUGGGACUGUGCCCCACUGGAUGGAUUUCAUUCUGUGCAUCCUUUCCCCGUGGGACAUCCUUGUCCCAUUGUAUCCUUGCUUGCUGUUCCUGCCCUACCUGCUGCUUUCUGCUGCCGCCGCUUCAUCUCCACCCUCCCGCUUGUCUUCCCCCUCCUGCCCUCCAGGACAGGCACUCUAAAGGACAGCCUCAUGGCUCAGAGGUCUUCUUACAGCCGCUUCAAGAACUCUGCCCCAGCCGUGGAGCAUUCCGAUAAAAGAGCAAGUAAGUGACCGCUGGAGGCAUAGGAGACAUUCCCAGAUCUAUAGCCAGCUUUUUCUCAAGGGACUGGGUAGUGGGACAAAUACCGUUGUACCUUGGAUCCUGAACGCCUUGGUACUCGGACAUUUUGGGUCCUGAAUGCCGCAAACCUGGAAGUGAGUGUUCCGGUUUGCAAACAUUCUUUGGAACCCAAACGUCCAACGCAGCUUCUGAUUGGCUGCGGGAGCUUCCCGCAGCCAAUCGGAAUCCGCGCCUUGGUUUCCGAACUUCUUGGAAGUCGAACGGACUUCUGAAAUGGAUUCUAUUGGACUUCUGAGGUACCACUGUACAGGUUAACUGUUUCAGCGGAUCCAGAGAACCUUUGGCCCCCUCUGAAUGUUGCUGAACUGCAGCUCCCAUCAGCCCCAGCAAGCAUAGCCAAGGAUGAUGGGAGCUGUAGUUCAACAAUGUCUGGAGGGCCAAAGGUUCCCCCACACUUGCAUUACAGCACUGGGAUCCUAGCCCAUAAAGGACUCCCCCAGGUUGCAAUCUUUACUGCAUUUACCUGGAAGUCGGCCCCACUGAAUUCCAUAGGAGCUACUUCUGAGUAGGCAUAGUUAGGAUUGCGCUGUUCACGGUGAACGUUUCUAUAGCACCUCUACAGUGCUUAUUUAAUGUUAUGCCUCAUUAUUAUUUGCUCUAAAGUGCUACAAGUUUUCUCAGCCCUGCGCAGGUAUUAACAGGUAACAGUCCCUGUCUGCAGGCUCACGAUUUAUGAGAGACAGUACAAAAAGCAAGCAUUGAACCUGUCUGAUACUGAGUUAGAUUCUUGGUCCACCUAGCCCUGUGCUGUCUCUGGCAGGAGAUCUUUUUCCAGCCCUCCGACCUGGAUCCUUUAACGGAAGAUUUCAAGGAUUGACCCUGGAACUUUAAUAUACCCAAAGGAUGUGUUUUGUAAAUUGUACUAGGCUACAUAGACAAAUAGUCUGGUCUGUUUGUAAGGCAGAUUCCUAUGUUCCUAUUGGACAAAAAACAACACUGCCCUAGAUGUUUCUUUAAAAAAGAAAAACCCAAGCUGUGGUUCCCAGGAUUUUUGAAUUAGGUCCUUGAUAUCAAAUUCUGGCCUUGUGCAAAAGCAGUCUCAACCAUGUGGAACAGAUUAAUUGACGAAGCUCUGAUUGGUUUCUUUCUAGCUAUUACUUGCUGAUGUUUGAGAGAUUUCUGCCUAAGGGCUAGUUUUAAUAUAGUGUGCCUGCCUUCCAGUAUGAAGAAUUUGGGAGGGGAUGGUGGCGGUGGCGGGGUAUUGUCAUGUCUGUACUACUGAAAUGCUGCAUUUGUCUGGUUUCUUCCUACCUCUCUAGAUGACUUAGAGGACAACCUCAGCUCACCCAGAAAGCUUCAGGAAUCAGAUAGGUACUUCUUGUUACUUCCCUAUCCCAUGACUUUUGUUGCAAUAAAACAACUGAAGGCACCAAAAGCUAUUCUGGUUUGGUAUUUUACUAGGUGCAGGACCGUCUAACCAAACACACCUAUGUAAUUCAGCCUGCAGCAGCACUGCAAGUAUAUUACAGUUCCUCCUGGUGGCACAGUCCCACUUGGUAUUGUUUACAUAGACUGGCAGUGGUUCAGGGAUUUCUCCCACUCCCAGUGGUACCUGCAGGGGCUGAGGAUUGAACCGGAGACCUUCUGCGUGCAAAGCAGAUGCUCUACCACUGAGCUAUAGCUCUUCCCCACCCGCAGGAGAGAACAAUCUCAAUCCCUGUAGGGAAAUUAUCUUAUUUCUUUCCCUCCAAACACAGUAGCCACUUUUUCUCCCUCCUUCACUGCUAGGAAUCUUCCAGUUGUUCGCUGUGAAUGUAAAUAAAUCAAAUCCCUUAAUUUCAGUGGGUCUACUCUGAGUGCGAUUUAGUUAGAUAUUGCCCAAAUACUUUUCUGCUUCUUAAAGGCAACAGUGGCUAAUGAAGGCUCUGAAUAGGAUGGCAAUAUCAAAUUUGCCAUCUAGACUGGAAGUUCAAAUUUGAUUGUUGUUGUUUAGUCGUAUAGUUGUGUCUGACUCUUUGUGACCCCAUGGGCCGGGCGUGCUCUGGUCCAUGGGGUCAGGAAGAGUCGGACAUGACUAAACGACUAAACAACAACAGCAAUCAAAUUUGUACUUCCAGUCUAGAUGAAUUGCUUUAAAAGGAUUGUGUAAAAACUGAACAUCACCACCAUUAGCCUUUGGAUCAUGUCAUAUGAUUUAUUUAUUUUCAAAGUUUUUAUUUAUACUUUUCAAGCUUAUACAUUUCAUUAGUUUUACAAUCAAUUUAACAUUUCAAACUUACUUCCCCCUCUUUCUGUGGUUCCUUAAAUUUAUUUUUAAAUAUUUUCUGCAUAUCAUUUAAUUUUCUCCUUCAAUUAUCUACUUUAAAUAUAUCCUCUUAUGAAACUGCAGGUUAUUACAAUAACUCUGACAAUGUUUUUAUCUGUUUGCAAUUUAAUCUGUAAAUAUUCAACAAACCAUUUCUGUUCUUUUAUUAAAAAAAAGUUUGUUAUCUUGAUUUCUUAUUCUUCGGUAAAGGUAAAGGGACCCCUGACAAUCAAGUCCAGUCGCGAACAACUCUGGGGUUGCGGUGCUCAGCUUGCUUUAAAGGCCGAGGGAGCCAGCGUUUGUCUGCUUCUGCAGACAGUUUUCCGGGUCAUGUGGCCAGCAUGACUAAGCCGCUUCUGGUGAAACCAGAGCAGCACAGGGAAACA
Zootoca vivipara (common lizard) is the source of this 9770-nucleotide messenger RNA. The record is from RefSeq and is a predicted model, not a curated record. NCBI's taxonomy places the organism in Eukaryota, Metazoa, Chordata, Lepidosauria, Squamata, Lacertidae.